Thunnus maccoyii (southern bluefin tuna) is the source of this 1563-nucleotide messenger RNA. RefSeq names its product transmembrane protein 69-like. The transcript has 3 exons. The record is from RefSeq and is a predicted model, not a curated record. Lineage: Eukaryota; Metazoa; Chordata; Actinopteri; Scombriformes; Scombridae. Bases 244 to 1077 code for a protein of 277 amino acids.
AGAAAUAACGUACACAUAUAUGUUUGUAACAAGUUUCCUUUUUUGCUAUUCAGUUAAUACGUAUUUAUUUGGCUAACUCGCUUCUGUUUAGCUUCACUGUAUUGUGGUGGAACUGACGUUUUACGCCUCAUGGUGAACACGGACAGAAUAAACGUAACAACGUGUUCCCAGCUCGAAGCACCUUCUGGCUGACCUCCGGGAGAAAAAGUGUCUAAAAUAUGAGGUUUUCAACCUGAAACAGAGAUGUUCUCUGUUAUAUUUAGAAGGAGCACCUUUACUGCCCAGAAGGUGUUGCACUGGGCAGGUCCUCCGCAAAGAUGCUGGAUAUCAUCCCUGGCCGGAGCUUCUGAUGGUGGAUCCAGCAGCCCAGCGACUUGCUGGGCUUCAUCAGCCAGGCUGCCCUGUGCAGAACGGGCUGCUGGACGAGCAAAAACUGCUGCUAUACUUGGUUUCAUGAGGACUGAACCCUUCCACAGGACCCAGACUCAUUGCGCUGCAUUUUUAGUGAGGAACCAACAUUUCCACUCUUCUGCUGUGAGGCAGAAGAAGCGACCAAAGCCUGAACCGCCUCCCAGAGAGCUGGAUCUGCUCCGCUAUGACAUGAAGGACUUGUGGAAGAGUCCCAAACCUGCCCUGUACCUGGGGUUUGCAGGGCUGAUCCCCUUCGUCUCCCCUACUCUGCUCAUGGCUAUGAGUGAGAUGUACUUCCCAGAGCUGGCUUACGCCCAGUUAGCUUACGGCGCCUCUAUCGUUUCCUUCUUGGGUGGAGCUCGCUGGGGAUUUGCACUUCCUGAGAGCAGCCCUGCCAAACCUGACUGGAUAAACCUGGCCAACAGCGUGGUUCCCUCCCUGAUAGCCUGGGUGGCCAUGCUGAUGAGUGACAGCAUCGUCCCUGCAGCCACCAUGGUUAUCAUGGGACUUGGAAUCUCGCUGCAUUAUGAUCUGUCUCUGCUGCCCACUUACCCCAGCUGGUUCAAAGCCCUGCGCUCCGUCCUGACCGCCGUGGCAUUUUUUUCUCUUGUAGGGACACUCAUAAUGAAUGGAAUUUACCCAGAAAAGAAGAUUUUCUCAGAUUAAUAAUAUAAAAAAUAUUCAAAACAGUGUUACUAUGUUUUUAUUUUGAUGAUCGAACUUCAAGUUUUUUCUUGAUAUUGGAAGUUUCUGCCCCACUUGACCAUCUUAAUGACUGUCUGUGUGCUUUUGUUAGGCUGUAAGUUAUGUUGUACAUUUUACAGAUCAUGAACUCAACUCUGUAAAAGCAGAACGUUUCAUGUGCAGCCAUCUUUCAUAAGGAGGCUGCAAUGAAAUAUAUUCAUGGAUGUUUCCUCUCUAACAAAAUUCCUCCUCAGGCCGUUACUUCAAAGCCUUUUAUGUGUAGAAUUUUUGUAUGUUAGUGAACCAUCCUUAAAUUAUUCUGAUGGAAUAAAUGUUUGUCAGUGACUUUUUUUGACCACCGGGAGGCGCCAAAGUCAAAUUCUACAUUUGCAUAAUCAUUAAAAGAACUGAACAAGUGAACAAGUUCAUGCUCAACGAUUAUCAAAUAAAUGCACUUGUAACUUUAAA